Messenger RNA from Staurois parvus, 1939 nucleotides. The record is from the annotation of a GenBank genome assembly. Lineage: Eukaryota; Metazoa; Chordata; Amphibia; Anura; Ranidae.
AUGCAGAGUCAUUUAGUCCUGCCUGGACUGCGACAAGAGACGACAGCUGAGAAGCUUCUGGAGGAACACGCGCACGACCCACCUGAGCUUGCACUCACUGGCAUUCCCAUUGUUCAGUGGCCCAAGAGAGAGCAGUAUAAAGUUCAUCUACGGCCGAAGAUCCAGUUCACCAAGCCUCACAUCAUGCGGCCAGCAGCCAGACAUGCCGUGUCCACUACUCGGCCCGCAGGUACAAUUUCUGGCCACACGGCGUCAUCUGGUGUCCGUAGGCGGCGGGUUAGGUGUCGGAAAUGUCAGGCAUGUCUUCAGCGAGAGUGUGGGACUUGCCACUACUGUAAAGAUAUGAAGAAGUUUGGUGGCCCAGGCCGGAUGAAGCAGUCAUGUAUGCAAAGGCAGUGCCUUGCGCCCAGAUUGCCCCAUUCUGUGACCUGUGCCGUAUGUGGAGAGGUGGACCAGACAAAUGACUCUCAAGACUUUGAGCGCAAGCUGAUGGAGUGUUCGGUGUGCAAUGAGAUAGUCCAUCCUAGUUGCCUAGAUAUGGACGGUGAAGGUUUUUUGAGCGAUGAGUUACCAAACUACUGGGAGUGUCCCAAAUGUUAUGAGAGCCGCAAGCACACGAAACGUAAAGCUGUGGAUAACUGUGACUUGGAUCCCCAUUUAUCAGCCAAAGUUCUGAGGCCUCCACUGGUACAGAGUCCUCCAUCACCGCCACUUCUUCUCCUUCCACCUUCUCCAUCAUCAGCUCCACCAUCCCCACCACCAAGCACGCCGCAAGUCACGCACGUUGGCAGAGAAGAUAGAGCCAUGCGGCGGCAGCUAGCCAGAGAGAAAGAGAAACCACCCAAGUGGGAGAGAGCAAUCUGAGGCUGACCGCAUCUGGCAUCGGGGCUCCUACCUCACCGUCACACUACAGCGACCCCCAAAAGAGCUGAGUAGUUCUUCAAUAGUCCCUAAGCUGCAAGCCAUUACACCAAAUUCCCGGCAUCCUAUCCGCCCACCGCCUCCUCAACCACCAGACGAAGAUGAUGAUGAAGAGGAGGAGGAAGAGGAUGAGGAGGAGGAGGAUGAUGAUGAUGAUGAAGGGGAAAACGGCCUUAUGUAUGGACAGAAGAGAGACCAGCUGUCCAUUCAGAAGGAUGUGUGGCUUUCUGUCUUCCAGUACCUCACCAAGAAGGAGCUCUGUGUGUGUAUGAGGGUCUGCAAAGCCUGGUAUAAGUGGGGAUGCGACAAACGCCUCUGGUCCAGGAUUGAUGUCAGCCGCUGCAAGUCUCUGGUGCCUCAGGCCCUAAGUGGCAUCAUUAAAAGACAACCAGUACAGCUCGACCUGAGCUGGACAAAUGUAUCCAAAAAGCAGCUUACCUGGUUGGUCAAUCGAUUGCCUGCGUUGAAAGACCUCAUCCUGGCGGGCUGUUCGUGGUCUGCCGUGUCUGCCCUCAGCAGUUCGAGCUGUCCUCUCCUGCGAACGUUGGAUUUGCGCUGGGCAGUGGGAAUCAAAGAUGCACAGAUCAGAGACCUGCUUACACCGCCAUCAGAAAAGCCAGGACACGACACACGCAGCAAGCUUCGUUUCCUAACUGACUUGAGGCUCUCUGGUUUAGACAUCUCUGACGUUACGCUGCGGUUAAUAAUUCGCCACUGUCCUCACUUGUCUAAGCUGGACCUCAGCCAUUGCCCACUUAUGUCAGACCAGUCUGUCAACCUGCUGACUGCUGUGGGCUCAUCCACACGAAACUCUCUCACACACAUCCACUUGGCAGGUUGCAAAGGGGUCACAGACGAGUCUCUGCUCUACCUUCGGCGAGCCUCCAGUUUGACACUCAUCGACCUGCGUGGCUGCAAACAAGUGUCUCGAAAAGCAUGUGAGGGGUUUAUAUCGGACCUGUCCGUGAGCACCUUGUACUGUCUGUCAGAUGACAAGCUCAUCCAAAGGAUCACCUAG